Messenger RNA from Lotus japonicus, 1734 nucleotides. RefSeq names its product cyclic dof factor 1-like. Gene Ontology annotation, biological process: regulation of DNA-templated transcription. Bases 141 to 1553 code for a protein of 470 amino acids. The record is from RefSeq and is a predicted model, not a curated record. Gene Ontology annotation, molecular function: DNA-binding transcription factor activity; DNA binding. The transcript is spliced from 2 exons. NCBI's taxonomy places the organism in Eukaryota, Viridiplantae, Streptophyta, Magnoliopsida, Fabales, Fabaceae.
GUGCUUCCACUCACAAUUCCAUUCACCUUCUUAUACACACACAACAACAAACAAACACAGACAACCAAAAUCCGCAGCAAACUCCUCACCUUCUCUCACUAAAUCCGCAAGAAUUGCAAGUUCAAAGUUUCUGAUAAUCUAUGCAGCAAGUAAGAGACCCUGCUAUUAGGCUCUUCGGCCAGAAGAUUUCCCGGACCGAAGAUGCCGACGACACUGGUUUUUCCGGCGCCGGUUGCAUCAAUAUUGACAAAGAAGAAGAACAACAACAAUACAGAGACGGUGGUGGUGGAAUUGGACAAAACCCAGAAGAGGAGAAAGACCCAAUUGAUAAUGAGGAUUCAGGAUCUGAAAAUGGUAAUGAGAAAGAGCAAGAAGCUGAUCUUCCUCCUGCAAAUGAAGAAGAGACCAAGAACUCGAGCACCUCACCAGGGGCGGUUGUGAACCCAGAAACACCUUCCAUAGAAGAAGAAACUGCAAAAUCAAAAAGUGAACAAAGCGAUCCAGCCCAGUCACAAGAGAAAACAACACUGAAGAAGCCAGAUAAAGUGAUACCAUGUCCCCGUUGCAACAGCAUGGAUACAAAAUUCUGCUACUACAAUAACUACAACGUCAACCAGCCACGUUAUUUCUGCAAGGCCUGCCAGAGAUACUGGACUUCAGGCGGCACCAUGAGGAACGUUCCAGUGGGAGCAGGGCGAAGAAAGAACAAGAACUCUUCCUCACAUUUUGGCCACAUCAGUAUCUCUGAGGCUCUUCAAGCAGCUAGAAUUGAUGCCCAUGAUGGAACAACUCACCUCCCUGCUUUGAAAACCAAUGGUAGAGUCCUCAGUUUUGGAUUAGAUGGACCUAUUUGUGACUCCAUGACAUCUGUCCUAAAUCUUGGAGAGAACAAGGUCCUGAAUCAAACCCUUCCCGUUCCUUGCAAAAGUCGGGAAAAUGGUGAUGACUGCUCAAGUGCAACAUCUUCCAUUACUGUUUCAAGUUCCGUGGGAGAAAGUAACAAAAGUUCCAUCCAAAACAAUGGUUUCAUUCCUCAACUUCCAUGCAUUCCUAGUGUUCCUUGGCCUUAUUAUACCUGGAACACUACUUCAGUUCCCUCACCUGCUAUGUGUCCUUCAGGAUUUCUCUAUCCUGCUGCAUUUUGGAACUGCAGCAUGCCAGGGAAUUGGAAUGUUCCAUGGUUUCCAUCAAAUCCAUCUACUUCAAACCCAAACUCUCCAAGCUCAGGUCCAAAUUCUCCAACUCUGGGGAAGCACUCUAGGGAUGUUGAUGAUGUGAGUGAAAAGGACUCUUUGCAAAAUGAAGAACCAUCAAAGCAGAGAAACGGGUCUGUUUUGACUCCGAAAACAUUAAGAAUUGAUGACCCGAAUGAAGCUGCAAAGAGUUCUAUAUGGGCAACUCUAGGAAUCAAGAAUGAGUCACUCAGUGGUGGAAGCAUGUUUAAGGCCUUCAAAUCAACAAAGGGUGAUGAAAAGAACCAUGUAGACUCUUCAGUGUUGCGGGCUAACCCUGCAGCAUUGUCAAGAUCCCUUAACUUUCAUGAGAACUCCUGAAUAGGAGAGUUCUUGUGAGUUGGGGACAAUUUUGGUCUUUCCCUUCAUUAGAAUAGGUUCUUUUAAUGUACUUAGUUUGAUGAGUUUGAAUUCAUGUACAUUUGUUAAUAUUUUUGGAAGUGUAUUUUACUAGAGAUGGAAAAAAUCUUUACUAUGAAUAAAUCUCCAGCGAGGUUGUACA